Molecule: messenger RNA, 906 nt
Organism: Ochotona curzoniae (black-lipped pika)
Lineage: Eukaryota; Metazoa; Chordata; Mammalia; Lagomorpha; Ochotonidae
Gene: UTP23
Product: UTP23 small subunit processome component
Exons: 3
Coding region: 75-824 (249 amino acids)
Cellular component (GO): small-subunit processome; nucleolus
Molecular function (GO): small ribosomal subunit rRNA binding
Source: RefSeq, a predicted model, not a curated record
GGGGAAGGCGGGCGCCGUGGACGCCAGUGGGCGGCUGCGGCGCGUGUUCCACUUCCUGGUGCGGGAAAUCAGACAUGAAGAUCACUAGGCAGAAACACGCCAAGAAGCACCUUGGGUUCUUCCGCAAUAACUUCGGAGUCCGCGAGCCGUACCAGAUCCUGCUGGACGGCACCUUCUGUCAGGCGGCGCUGCGGGGCCGCAUCCAGCUGCGGGAGCAGCUGCCCCGCUACCUCAUGGGGGAGACGCAGCUGUGCACCACGAGAUGCGUGUUAAAAGAAUUAGAAACACUAGGAAAGGACUUGUAUGGGGCAAAACUGAUUGCACAAAAAUGCCAGGUCCGAAACUGUCCGCACUUCAGGAGCGCGGUGAGCGGGUCCGAGUGUCUGCUGGCCAUGGUCGGAGACGGCAAUGCUCACCAUUACUUUGUGGCCACACAGGACCAGAAUUUGUCUGUGAAAGUGAAGAAGCAGCCCGGCAUUCCCCUGCUGUUCAUUAUCCAGAACACGAUAGUCCUGGACAAGCCCUCCGCCCGGACGAUCGGCUUUGUGAAGGCAGUGGAGGCCGGGCAGCUCGUCUCCGCGCACGAGAAGCAGAGCAUCGAGCAGCAGAAAGAGCAGCAGGGCUUAGUGAAAAGCCCUGAGCGGAGAAGAAGGAAGAAGCGCAGGAAAACAGGCGGUCCCAACCCGCUCAGCUGUCUCAAGAAGAAGAAGAAAACCCAGGAGCCAGCGGCAUCCGCUUCCAAGAAGAAAAGGCCAAGAAGAAGAGUCCGGAACAGACCUGCCUCCGGGGUGCUCCCCGAGAAGCCGGCUGCGGGGGGAAGCUGAGGCUGUGGACUCCUUAGGCAUGUGCAUGAGUUGAUUUCUGACUGUAAAGGUAUUCACAAUAAAAGAUUGAACUUGUUUUGUA